This is a messenger RNA of Acipenser ruthenus (sterlet), 1374 nucleotides long. RefSeq names its product putative ferric-chelate reductase 1. The transcript has 6 exons. Lineage: Eukaryota; Metazoa; Chordata; Actinopteri; Acipenseriformes; Acipenseridae. Gene Ontology annotation, molecular function: oxidoreductase activity, acting on metal ions. The record is from RefSeq and is a predicted model, not a curated record. Bases 141 to 734 code for a protein of 197 amino acids.
ACCAUGCCCACAACGUAUACUCGUCCGGAGCAGUUAAAAGACGAGACAGACAAAGCUUUUUUUUUAUUCAACUCAUUGCUACAACUUGCAGCUGUUGUCAGAAAAUCAUUCUCUGUAACAGUUCUGUCACCCUGAGAAAGAUGGAAAAACUGAGCUUUUUUCUCUUUCUUCUUAUUGUUGGGAAUUUCCUACUGGUCGUUACUUGUUAUCCAAAUGGCCAAGUUACUCCCUCGUGUAUUAACAUGAUACCAGACCAUGGUGUCAGUGCCCAGACUACACUUGCUCCCUAUAACAUCACAGCAAGUAAAAACACAUACAGCCCCGGAGAGAAAAUAACAGUAACUCUCCAAGGAAGCGAUCCUUUUGAAGGGUUCUUGUUGCAAGCUCGAAGGGCUGGAGGAACUGCUGCUGUUGGUACUUUCACUGUAACUGAUACUGCAAACUCUCAAGGGCUAGACUGCAACGGACCUAAUUCUGCUGUAAGUCACAAGUCCAGUACAGGCCUAACAAAGAUCCAAGCCACCUGGGUGGCGCCAAGUUCUAGCACUGGAGACCUUGAAUUCAGAGCCACCUUUGUUAAAUCAAAGACUACAUUUUGGGUUCAAGUUAAAAGUUCACAAGUGACUUUCAAUACUACUGCACCAGCGAGUUCAUCUUCAUCAUUUAAUCCAAAUAUUAUGCUACAUCUUCCACUGAUUCUGUUUGUCAGCGGCAUCCUGAUGUGUUACAGGUAGACGGAUCUGAAAGCAACUGGAAUAAACAUGUAUUCAUCUUUUAAAAACUGGGCCUUGACAAACUCUGUUAAUUCCUUAUCAGUUUAACUACAGAAUCUCAGUGAAUAUUUUAUCUUUAGAUAAAGUCUUUGUUUAACAUGUAAUAUUCAUGGAACUUUUGCUAGACUGCUGUUUCUUUAAAAAUCAAAAAUGUUAAUGUAUACCCUUUUUCAUUUACCAAAAUAAUAAUAAAAAAUGCAUUAAAUAACUCCUUGUUUUAAAGCUUUCUCUGCACAUAUACAAUACCGACACAAAUUAUGGAAACAACAAAUGAUUUAAAGAACAACUCGGGGUAGCGAUUGUAUUGCCCAGUUCUCCUCACCUCAGACCCUUUUAUUUAUUUAAAUAUCUUGGUAUUCCUGAAUAGAUAAGUAUUAAUGAAUUUCAGAACCCCCCUUUUCCUUCCUCAAGAUGGUAUUUUCCUCACAAGAUCCACAGUGACUGCUUAUUAUUUAAUUAUUUAGCAGAUGCUUUUAUCCAAAAAAGCAGGACAACACCCCAGAACAGGUCGCUUUAUAACAACAAUGGAGUGACAGGAAAAAUGUAGAUAAACUGUGCAUUAAAUGACACUUGCUUAUGACAAUUAAGUAAAAGUCAUUAA